This is a messenger RNA of Xyrauchen texanus (razorback sucker), 554 nucleotides long. RefSeq names its product germ cell nuclear acidic protein-like. The transcript is spliced from 2 exons. Lineage: Eukaryota; Metazoa; Chordata; Actinopteri; Cypriniformes; Catostomidae. Bases 15 to 554 code for a protein of 179 amino acids. The record is from RefSeq and is a predicted model, not a curated record.
CUGAUGAUGCUGUGAUGGUGGGUGAUGGCACUGAUGAUGCUGUGGUGGUGUGUGAUGGCACUGAUAAUGCUGUGGUGGUGGGUGAUGGCACUGAUGAUGCUGUGGUGGUGGGUGAUGGCACUGAUAAUGCUGUGGUGGUGGGUGUUGGCACUGAUGAUGCUGUGAUGGUGGGUGAUGGCACUGAUAAUGCUGUGGUGGUGGGUGAUGGCACUGAUAAUGCUGUGGUGGUGGGUGAUGGCACUGAUAAUGCUGUGGUGGUGGGUGAUGGCACUGAUGAUGCUGAGGUGGUGGGUGAUGGCACUGAUGAUGCUGUGGUGGUGGGUGAUGGCACUGAUAAUGCUGUGGUGCUGGGUGAUGGCAUUGAUGAUGCUGCUGUGGUGGGUGACGGCACUGAUGAUGCUGUGGUGGUGGGUGAUGGCACUGAUAAUGCUGCUGUGGUGGGUGAUGGCACUGAUGAUGCUGAGGUGGUGGGUGAUAACACAUUUGCAGGUGAUGCAGCAGAGAUGUUUUGUGAUGCAGGUGUUGCUGUGGACAUCCCAGAGACAAUCUUGUGA